AAGCAACUGAAGAUGGUAAGAGAACAGUAUCUGACAGCCACUGAGGGCACCCUCAUAGAGAGGCCGGAGAACCAGUGCAUCUACAACAUCGGCAUUUAUGGCUGGAGAAAGCGCUUCCUCUACCUCUUCGUUCUUCUCUUAAUCAUCAUCUUCAUUGUGAAUUUUGCCCUUACAAUUUGGAUCCUUAAAGUGAUGUGGUUCUCUCCAACAGGAAUGGGUCACUUGCAUGUAAGAAGUGAUGGACUUCGCUUAGAAGGAGAAUCUGAAUUUUUAUUCCCACUGUAUGCCAAAGAAAUACACUCCAGAGUGGACUCAUCUUUGCUUCUACAGUCAACUCAGAACGUCACAGUCAAUGCACGCAACUCAGAAGGGCAGGUCACAGGCAGGUUAAAAGUGGGUCCCAAAAUGGUAGACAUCCAGAGUCAGCAGUUUGAAAUCCUCUCUGCAGAUGGCAAGCCACUAUUUACUGCUGAUGAAAAGGAGGUUGCAAUUGGCACAGAUAGACUUCGAGUCACCGGACCUGAGGGGGCUCUUUUUGAACACUCAGUGGAGACUCCCCUUGUCAGAGCUCAUCCAUUUCCAGAUCUUAGGCUAGAAUCUCCCACACGGAGUCUGAGCAUGGAUGCCCCAAAAGGGAUUAAUAUAAAAGCUCACGCUGGGAAAAUUGAGGCUCUUUCUCAAAUGGACAUCCUUUUGCAGAGUAGUGAAGGAAUGCUUGUGAUUGAUUCGGAAACCCUGUGCUUACCCAAGCUGGGGCAGGGGACCUGGGGCCCCUCUGGCAGCUCACAGGAACUGUAUGAGGUCUGCGCAUGUCCAGAUGGGAAGCUGUACCUGACCAUGGCUGGUGUGAGCACCACGUGCCAGGAGCACAGUCACAUCUGUCUCUGAGCCACUGUCUAUCUCAGGGUACCAAUCUUGUUUGAGAAGCUGAGAAGUAUACCCUUGAGUUUUUACAUUUGGAGAGGAGGCCAGAAAGACAUUCUGCAAGUCUGGGACAAGAUGUGGGAAAAGAUGUACUUUCCAAAAGAACUCAAGAGAGCAAAACAUGCCAACCUGAGUGUUUGGCCAAGACAACAUGACUUCAAACGCGUGGAUUAGACACAAAAGCAAAGCAACGUCAAGAGUGUUAAUUGCUUUACAUGAUUGGCUGCUUUUCAUCAAAAACAUGGUGACUUUCCUCUUCCUAGCCUCCCUCCCACAAAGUCAAUGUUCAAGGAAAUGUUGAGUUGCUGUGUAGAAUUAAUUUCUGAUAUUUAACAGCAGAUAUCUAAUACUUCACAAAAGUAGCACUGAUUCAUACAGAAAUGAGCCCAAGGCUGGGUGCCAAUGCCAGAGGCUCAUGCCUAUAAUCCU
This is a messenger RNA of Dipodomys spectabilis (banner-tailed kangaroo rat), 1353 nucleotides long. It is a transcript of the gene Sgcg, whose product is annotated as sarcoglycan gamma. The transcript is spliced from 8 exons. Gene Ontology annotation, cellular component: sarcoglycan complex; sarcolemma. Lineage: Eukaryota; Metazoa; Chordata; Mammalia; Rodentia; Heteromyidae. The record is from RefSeq and is a predicted model, not a curated record. Gene Ontology annotation, biological process: heart contraction; cardiac muscle tissue development. The coding region runs from base 13 to 888 and encodes 291 amino acids.